Molecule: messenger RNA, 1901 nt
Organism: Lepidothrix coronata (blue-crowned manakin)
Lineage: Eukaryota; Metazoa; Chordata; Aves; Passeriformes; Pipridae
Gene: CAPG
Product: capping actin protein, gelsolin like
Exons: 10
Coding region: 117-1166 (349 amino acids)
Biological process (GO): actin polymerization or depolymerization; barbed-end actin filament capping; actin filament severing
Cellular component (GO): cytoplasm; actin cytoskeleton
Molecular function (GO): actin filament binding; phosphatidylinositol-4,5-bisphosphate binding
Source: RefSeq, a predicted model, not a curated record
UCCGGGUGUCGGGGCGUCCGUCGGUGCCACUCGGCCGCAGCCUUGGACGGAGCCGGGGCUUCUCGGGGCGUCCCUCGGGGGUCCAUCCAUCCACCCAUCUCUGCCACCCCAACGCCAUGUACACCGCGCUCCCCAAAAGUGGUUCCCCUUUCGGCCCUGCAGCCACUCUCCCGGGGCUGCACAUCUGGCGGGUGGAGCAGCUGCGGCCCGUGGAGGUCCCCGAGGCUGCCCGGGGGAUUUUCUUCUCCGGGGAUUCUUACCUGGUGCUGCACAACGGGCCAGAGGAGCGCGCCCACCUCCACCUGUGGAUGGGCCGGGACUCCUCGCAGGACGAGCGGGGCGCCUGUGCCCUCCUCUCCACCCAGCUGAGCUCUCUGCUAGGCGAGCGCCCCGUCACUCACCGUGAGGUGCAGGGCAACGAGUCUGACCUCUUCAUGGAGUACUUCCCCCACGGCCUCACCUACCAGGAAGGUGGUGUGGCCUCAGCAUUCAAGCCCACCCAGCCCAGCCCCAGCCCUGGCCCUGCACCCAAACUGUACCAGGUGAAGGGCAAGAGGAAGAUCCGGGCGAGUGAGCGAGACCCAGCCUGGGCCAGCUUCAACACCAGGGACUGCUUCCUCCUCGACCUGGGACAGACCCUUUUCGUGUGGUGUGGGGCCCGGAGCAACGUCCUGGAGCGCAGCAGGGCGCAGGAGCUGGCUGUGGCCAUCCGGGACAGCGAGCGGGGUGGCAAGGCACGCCUGGAGAUCGUGGUGGACGGCGAGGAGCCACCCGAGAUGGUCCAGGUGCUGGGCCCCAAGCCCCCCUUGCAGGAGGGCAGCCCCGAGGAGGACGUGGCAGCUGACCGGAGCAACACGGGGGCAGCCGUGCUCUACAAGGUGUCGGACGUGACGGGGCGCAUGGACCUGACCCAGGUGGCCGCUGGCAGCCCCUUCAGCCAGAGCCUGCUCUGCCCCGAUGACUGCUUCGUGCUGGACAACGGCGCUGGCGGGAAGGUCUACGUCUGGAAAGGGCGCAAGGCCAAUGAGCAGGAGCGCCGUGCAGCCCUCAGGGUGGCCGAGGAGGUGAUCGCCCGCAUGGGCCACCCGCCCCAGACACAGGUGGAAAUCCUACCCCAGGGCUGCGAGACGCCCCUCUUCAAGCAGUUCUUCACCAGCUGGAAGUGAGCAGCAGGUGCCCAUGGGGCCAGUGCCCAGUCCAGGGUGUCACCAGGCUUAUGCUGGCUGUGCCAGCUCCCUGCAAUGCUUGUGCCCUGCUCAGCCAUCCCUAUGCCUGUGUCUUUGCCCAUCCCAUCCCCAUGCCAUUGUCACUCACAUCCUUGUGCAUCACAUCCUUGACAACCCAUGCCAAGCCCAUGCCAUCUCCAUUGCUGUGCUAUCCCUGUGCCUUUGCCCACCCCGUGUCCUUGCCACAACCGUCUCCUGCCAUCCCCAAGCCCGUGUCAUCCCCCUUCCUGUGCCAUUCCCUGUGUCAUCCCCAUCCCUUUGCCCCUCCCAUGCCCACAUCAUCCCUGUCCAUCCCUGUGCCAUCCCCAUGUCCACAUCACUUCCUUCCCCAUCCCUACCUCAUCCCCAAGUCCAAGCCAUCUCCUUCUUAUGCCAACCGCAUCCCAUGCCAUCCCUCCUCCACACCAUCCCCAAACCCAUGUCAUCCCUGCCCCUGUGCCAUCCUGUCAUCCCCACUCCUUUGCCCACCCUGUGCCUACCUCCAUCCCCAUCCCUACACCAUCCCAAGCCACGCCAUGCCCACAAUACACCUUCCCCCUGCCACUGCUGCCAUAACUGGGCCACCUGCACCCCUGACCACCUUCCUGAGUGUGCCUGUGCCACGCUGUGCCCACCCCGUGCCCAUGCAUCUCACCCCUUGCCCAGGGCCCCGGAGAAUAAAGGGACAGUGCCACA